Molecule: messenger RNA, 980 nt
Organism: Aethina tumida (small hive beetle)
Lineage: Eukaryota; Metazoa; Arthropoda; Insecta; Coleoptera; Nitidulidae
Product: cuticle protein 16.5-like
Exons: 3
Coding region: 1-837 (278 amino acids)
Source: RefSeq, a predicted model, not a curated record
AUGAACGCACUGCUUAUCACAGUUUUGGCCACCUUGUCACUCGCCUCCGGCUCCGGUAUCCAUGGUGGAGUUAUCCUAAAAGGACCAUCCGGCAUUGUGACCUCAGCCGGUCCAAUCGGACCUGAAGGUCCUGCCGGAAUUGGCGGAGUUGUAGGCCGUGCCAUUAUAGCUCCUGCAGCCGCCGCUAUUGCUGCUCCUGCUCUUGCCGCACCACUUGCCAUUGCUGCCCCUGCCGCUAUUGCUGCUCCUGCUAUCGCUGCGCCACUUGCCAUUGCUGCUCCCGCCGCUAUCGGUGUUCCCGCUCUGUCUGCCGGUGCUGUAUGGGGUGCCCCCGUUCAAGCUGGUGGCAUCGCUGCUGGUGCCGUACAAGCUGGAAGUGUCCUCGCUGGAAGAGUACAAGCUGGAAGUGUCCUCGCUGGAAGAGUACAAGCUGGAAGUGUCCUCGCUGGAGGAGUUCAAGCCGGAAGUAUCCUUGCUGGAGGAGUUCAGGCUGGUAGUAUCGCAGCCGGACCAGUACAAGCAGGUUCAAUUACCACAGGAGGUGUUUCCGCCGGAUCCAUCACUGCAACUGGGCUUGUAGCUGCCCCCGUUGCCGUUGCCGCCCCUGUAGCAAUUGCCGCUCCAGCUAUCGCCGCCCCAGCUAUCGCUGCUCCUGUUGCCGUAGGCUUAGGAGCCGGUGUGAUUACCAACGGAGGUGGCACUAUUGGAGUAAGUGGUCAUGGAGCUGUCGUCAGAGGACCACCUACUGUUCCAGUAGCUGUGGCUGGACCCGCCGGCAAGAUAGCCGCUGAUGGUCUUUGGGGACCAACUUUGGCUGUUGGGGGAAAAGGAUGGUAAAUAACUACAGGCAUGUUUCGUUCUGCUUUUUCCGUCCGACAACAUUUGAUCUACGAGUCAUUAAAUAAUUUAUUUUAGUCUAUGUGUGUAAAUAUGCAAAUUUUUAUUGUAAUUUACUUUUUUAGUUUGAAUGUGUAUAAAUA